Solanum dulcamara is the source of this 1024-nucleotide messenger RNA. Its product is annotated as protein SRC2. NCBI's taxonomy places the organism in Eukaryota, Viridiplantae, Streptophyta, Magnoliopsida, Solanales, Solanaceae. The record is from RefSeq and is a predicted model, not a curated record. Bases 104 to 919 code for a protein of 271 amino acids. Gene Ontology annotation, biological process: defense response. The transcript has a single exon.
AUGAACAGAAACACAACAAAUUCUCUGAUUUAGUUUCAACGAACAGUUUUCAUUCUCCAAAUUCCCUUCUGAAUCUUUUAGCUAGCAUCCAAUAUCAUCAACAAUGGAGUUACGUCCAUUAGACGUCAAAGUAAUCUCCGCAGACGGUAUAAAGAAUGUCAAUACUUUCUCUAAGAUGGAUGUUUAUACACAAGUCUCCAUCUCCACUUACGCCAGCAACGCUCAUAAGCAGAAAACCUUCGUCGACAAGAACAGCGGCACAAAUCCAAAGUGGAAUCACUCCAUGAAAUUCACUCUCGAUGAUUCUUCUCUCACAAAACCAGGAGUUUACCUCGUCUUUCGUCUCAAAUCUGAACGAACUCUUGGUGACAAAGAAAUUGGUGAAGUAUCUGUUCCUAUUCAUGACCUCUUCAAUUCUAAUGGCACAGCGGAGAGGUUCGUUGAGUAUCCAGUAAUAACAGAGAGCGGAAAACCUAAAGGUACUCUGAAAUUUUCCUACAAAUUUGGGGAAAAAUUUACAGCGCCUGAGCAAAAGAGAGAUGUAUAUCAUGAACCUGUCACAGCUUAUCCUGCUCAAAUGCAUCCUGGUAUGGCUUAUAAUCAGCAAAAUUCAGGAUACGGAUAUCCUCCCCCUCCGCCGGCUCAUCAAGGUGGGUAUGGAUACCCACCCCAAGCUGGUGCAUCGGGUUACGGGUAUCCACCCGUACAACCCGGUUACGGAGGAUAUCCACCGGUGCAACCGCCUAAAAGGAAGAACAAGUUUGGAGGAAUGGGAGGUGGACUAGGAUUGGGGUUAGGUGCAGGAUUGCUUGGUGGUUUGUUGGUGGGAGAUAUGGUUUCUGACGUCGGAGAAAUGUCUGCUUAUGGUGAUGGGUACGGUGAUGCUAUGGACGAUGUGGGUGGUGGCUUUGAUUUUUAGUUUAGCUUUUUAUGUUUGUAAAUUUUCUCGUGUUUUUUUUUUUUUUUUGGAUCUUUUGAGAUGUAAUAAACUUGGUAGAUUUGGAAAGGAUUUUUAUUUUAUAAA